Messenger RNA from Leguminivora glycinivorella, 4390 nucleotides. It is a transcript of the gene ATP7, whose product is annotated as copper-transporting ATPase 1. Gene Ontology annotation, molecular function: copper ion binding; P-type divalent copper transporter activity; ATP binding. The coding region runs from base 475 to 4146 and encodes 1223 amino acids. Lineage: Eukaryota; Metazoa; Arthropoda; Insecta; Lepidoptera; Tortricidae. The record is from RefSeq and is a predicted model, not a curated record. The transcript has 29 exons. Gene Ontology annotation, cellular component: membrane. Gene Ontology annotation, biological process: monoatomic cation transport; copper ion homeostasis.
UUGCACUUCGCUUACUUAUCCGCUUACUCGUUUAAAACCAAAUAGCCUUAACUCUAAUAACAUAUUUAUUGAAUUUUGAACUUUAAACCUUUAAAUUUCGACUCAAAAUGAAACAAAUAUAACUCUUCACUUGUUUCAUAUUAAUUUUGAACACAGUUUGCACUCGCGAAUCGUGCCGUGUGUACGAUGAAUGCAUUAAAAUGAUUUUGAGUUUUAUUUUCAUAUGGUUAUAGUUCAAAUUGGAAUGUAGAACAGAUUUUACUUUUUAAACGAUUUCUGCAAUAGCUCAGUCAAAUCGGAAUCUCAAGCAACUGUGAACGUGUUGUAUUUCGAGAUUUUAUAUUGAAUCUUAUGUGUUUGGUUAUAAAGUUGAAUAUGCUUUGUUAGGAACCGUGUGAAUUUUUAAGAAGUGAACGAAAUUGUACCAUAACUUUAUUGUACUGAAGUUCUUUUUUUUAAGUAUUUGUGUUAGUGAUGAUAUGUUUACUGAUUGGGGAGACGGAGCAGGCCCUGGUGGCGGUUCGAAUCCCGAUCAAGGGCAUGACUUGCCAGUCCUGCGUUCGGAACAUUGAGGGCACUAUCCGUGGACUGCGGGGCGUCGAGUAUGCUAAGGUGGAGCUAUCAGAGAACGCGGGUUACUUCCGUUAUGUGCCGCGAGAGUGCAGCGCGGAGGCGAUCCGCGAGCGAAUAGAAGACAUGGGCUUCGACACGCAAGACACCGCGCAGGACGAGACUAGAAAUCUCCUACCGAAAGAAAUCCUAACAGAUCUGCUGAUCGACAUGUCAGCUGCCGAGGAAAGCGAUGUCCUCAUCAUGGUUGGCGGCAUGACAUGCCAGUCUUGUGUCAACACUAUAGAAGGUGCUCUAAAAGAAACCCCAGGCGUAAUCCACGCAACAGUAGACCUCGCGUCCGGCACAGCCAGAGUCAGAGCUACCAGGUCUGCUCUCACGCCGCAACAGAUCGCAGAUAUCAUCUACGAACUAGGCUUCGACACGUCCAUCAAGAGUGUGGAUGGAGUGGAAACCAGUGGUGAUAGUGAACCGAAUUCACAAGGCAAAGCCAACCAAGAAGCUUCAGGUGACGGCGUGCUAGUCAGACCUUCGCCGGCUAAGAAUAAAACACAAACUAAUGGCAAAGUACCAACAGAACCGGAGUUAACGCGAUGUACGCUAGAAGUUAAAGGCAUGACCUGUGCGUCCUGCGUAGCAGCUAUUGAGAAACACUGUUCAAAGUUAUAUGGUGUGGACUCCAUUCUAAUAGCCCUCCUGGCAGCCAAGGCGGAGGUCAGCUACGCCCCCAGGAAGAUCUCUGCGACGGACAUCGCAAACAGUAUAACUGAACUCGGCUUCCCUUCUGAAGUCAUCAGCGUGGACGACGGCACCGGGCUCAAGGAGAUACAACUCACGAUACGCGGCAUGACGUGUGCGUCGUGCGUCAACAAAAUAGAGAAGACUGUACUUAAACUGACCGGCGUGGCGUCCUGUUCCGUGGCUCUCACUACUAGCAAAGGAAAGGUAAAAUACGACGCAGAGGUUAUAGGCCCCCGGACGAUAUGCGAGGCGAUCAACAACCUAGGUUUCGAGGCGACCGUGGCUAAUCCGAACAGCAAGGGCGCUUCCAACUAUUUAGAACACAAGGAAGAAAUAAAAAAAUGGCGGAACGCGUUCCUAAUAUCCCUCCUGUUCGGUGGGCCUUGUAUGGUGGCCAUGGCCUAUUUUAUGGCCAAUAUGGGCCACCACCAUGACCCGAGGGAGAUGUGCUGUGUACUGCCUGGCCUGAGCUUAGAAAAUCUCAUUAUGUUCCUAUUGGCUACUCCCGUUCAGUUCAUCGGCGGCUGGCAUUUCUACAAGCAAGCUUACAAGGCGUUAAGCCACGGCACUUCCAACAUGGACGUACUCAUCUCUAUGACCACCACUAUAAGUUACGCGUACUCUCUAGCCGUGGUGGCGGCGGCGAUGGCGCUGCAGAAAGACACGAGUCCCAUGACGUUCUUCGACACGCCGCCCAUGUUACUGGUGUUCGUGUCUUUGGGACGGUGGCUCGAGCACAUCGCCAAGGGUAAAACAUCAGAAGCCCUAUCGAAGCUGCUGUCUCUAAAGGCGACGGAGGCCGUCCUGGUAAACCUCGACGCGAACGGACAAGUCCUCAGCGAGAAGAACAUUCCCGUAGAGCUGGUGGAACGAGGGGACGUGCUGAAAGUAGUGCCCGGAGCGAAAAUCCCAGUGGACGGCAAAGUGAUAUCCGGACAGAGCACGUGCGACGAGUCUCUUAUCACUGGGGAAUCUAUGCCCGUCGCCAAAACUAAAGAUUCCCUGGUAAUUGGAGGCAGUAUCAACCAGCACGGGGCUUUGCUCGUAUCCGCCACUCACACAGGCGAAUGCAGCACUCUGGCCCAAAUAGUGCGACUGGUAGAAGACGCACAGAGCAGUAAGGCCCCCAUACAGCGUCUGGCAGACACUAUAGCAGGGUACUUCGUCCCGAUAGUAAUAGGGCUAUCUCUCCUUACUUUGGUGUGCUGGAUCAUCACGGGGGCUAUAAAUGUGGACGAAAUCAAAAAGAUCAUGCCGGAUUCCUACUUAAAUUCUGGCUUUUCCGACUGGGAAUUAAUCGUACAAACCGCGUUCCACUUCGCACUGAGUGUACUAGCCAUAGCGUGCCCCUGCGCGCUGGGGCUAGCGACGCCCACGGCCGUCAUGGUGGCUAGCGGCGUCGGAGCGAGGAACGGACUGUUGGUUAAGGGAGCUGAGCCGCUUGAGAACGCUCAUAAGGUGAAAACGGUGAUCUUCGACAAGACAGGCACCAUAACAUUGGGCCGCACCGCCGUGGCGGCUGUGUCGCUGCUGACCGGCCGCGCCGACUCGUUACACGAGGUGCUGUCAUGUAUACUGGCGGCCGAGCUCAACUCGGAGCACCCUGUGGCUUCUGCGAUCGUGAAGUUCUGCCGUAGCGUGUUAGGCGAUGCGCCACCCGCGCCGUGCGCCGGUUUCGUGGCCGCGCCCGGCUGCGGUUUACGCGCUAGAGUCACUCUCCCUCCUCGGCCGCCUGUUGACAUGCCCAGAUACGAGGCCGGAUCUACGUUCGUCGUGGCCGGGGUGCCGGUAGAAGUGGUGGGCAGCGAAGGCGACGCGGCGCUCAGCUCAGCGCAAGCGCAACACAGGCUCAGCGCGCUCAUACCUACUGACGAACGGGAAGUGGUAGUGCUGAUAGGGAACAGAGAGUGGAUGGCUCGCAACGGCGUGAAGGUCGGACGGAAAGUUCAGGAGAAGCUCAACGAUGACGAGCAACUGGGCAGGACUGCGGUCCUCGCCGCCAUUAAUGACCAACUAGUAUGCACGAUAGGCAUAGCGGACGAAGUGAAACCAGAAGCGCAUCUAGCCGUGUACUGCUUAAAGAAGAUGGGGCUCGAAGUGUGUCUGCUCACUGGCGAUAAUAGGAAGACUGCUGUCGCCAUAGCGAGACAGGUGGGAAUCAACAAGGUUUAUGCGGAAGUGCUGCCCUCACACAAGGUGGCCAAGAUUCAGAAACUGCAGGAGCAAGGACAAAAAGUCGCUAUGGUGGGUGACGGAGUGAACGACUCGCCAGCUUUGGCGCAGGCUGAUGUUGGUAUCGCCAUCGCGAGCGGCACUGACGUGGCGGUUGAGGCGGCUGACAUCGUCCUCAUGAGGAAUGACCUGCUAGAUGUGUAUGCGUGUCUGUCUCUGUCCCGCGCGUGCGUCAGACGCGUGCGUCUAAACUUCCUGUUCGCGUCGGUCUACAAUCUACUCGGCAUACCGCUGGCGAGCGGCGCGCUGGCGGUCUUCGGUCUACAAUUGCAACCAUGGAUGGCGUCGGCGGCGAUGGCGAUGAGCUCCGUGUCUGUAGUCUGUUCCAGCCUGCUGCUGAAGACAUUCAGGAAACCAACGAUAGAAGAGCUUCGUACGCCCGAGUACUUACAGUCCAUAAGGUUAGAAGACUUGGACAGCGUCUCUGUACACAGAGGUUUAGACGAGAGAAUCGACAUCGGGGACCGAGGGAACUCGCCUAUUGCCAAAUUGUUCAACAGACACAAAAUAAGUGACGGCUGCCUGUUGCAAGAAGAGGACGAUCUCACUGUCUCUUUCAUUCCCAAGAGGCCCACUAAAGAGCAACCCAGUCUCAACGAUUGAGCGUUUCACGCGAGUUGAUCGUGUGAAUCGGACUGACAUAUUAUUAAACUGUUAUAGAUAUCAUAUAUUAGAGAAACAGUUCUGUUUUUAACAAAAAAGACACGGAUACUGUAGUUGCUACGUAUAAGGCGAGACGACUAAACAAAACUAAUUAGUCCCGUCAAUCAGAUUAUCAAAGAAUAUUAGACACGUAUUUUUGCUUUUUUUCUCGUAAACGACAAAUGACGGUACAGUGCGUUGAAGU